Penicillium nucicola is the source of this 360-nucleotide messenger RNA. Its product is annotated as alpha-ketoglutarate dehydrogenase subunit KGD4. The record is from RefSeq and is a predicted model, not a curated record. The transcript has 2 exons. Gene Ontology annotation, biological process: 2-oxoglutarate metabolic process. The coding region runs from base 1 to 360 and encodes 119 amino acids. Lineage: Eukaryota; Fungi; Ascomycota; Eurotiomycetes; Eurotiales; Aspergillaceae.
AUGCGUGUCACUUCCGCUCUCUGCUCUGCUACCCGCACCCCUCUCAUUCGCUUCGUCGGAAAGCGUUCCAUCCCUAAGUCGGUUGACCACGCUCCUCGCGCUCACCCCGCUUCCCCCACUGGAAGCCUUCCCAACUCCUUCGCUGCCUACCGCGCCAAGGCCCAGCAGCACGGUCCCCUCGGCCGCGCUUCCUUCAACAGCACCAUCGGCGGCCACUCGGGCGCGUCGCUUGGCUCCAUCAAGCCCCAGAGCGGCGAGUUCUUUGACCGCGCUGAGCUCCCCUCGCGUUUCGGUCGUCUCCCCUGGACCCAGGCUGAGAUGGACGCCAUCGAGACCGGCGGCGCCAGCAUGUUCGCUUAA